UGUCGCAAUAAUGUUUUCUACGGUCAUUGGUGCCAACAGAUGGCGGCAGUUUAAAGUUGGGUGUUACUCUGCCCAGGCUGCUACCAUAGAAGAAGAAUGUAGACCAAUAGUACUUUAACGAUUUCCGCUGAUCGUUUCCGUGUAAAUCUUAGCAUUGCGUUAGCCGUCAAGCUAAAACUUUAGCUUCAUACAGCCAUAUUUUCAGAGUAACAACAUAUUUAAACGGUCUCAGAUCAUGGACAGUGAAGUGUCUGACACUGACCAUGUACCAGUGCCUGAGAACACUGGUAUGGAGGGGGAGAACGCACCUCUUUACUGUAUUUGUCGGAAACCAGACAUCAACUGCUUCAUGAUUGGCUGUGACAACUGUAAUGAGUGGUUCCAUGGCCACUGCAUUAACAUCACUGAGAAAAUGGCGAAGGCAAUCCAGGAAUGGUACUGCAUGAGAUGCAGAGAAGAAAACCCCUUGUUGGAAGUAAAAUACAGAUCAAAGAAAAAUCGUGACAAGGAUCCCGACUCUGACAGAGGUGAAAGACAGUACAGCACUCCAAGUACUCCAGAUUAUAGAAGUGAAAGGCGGCGUGGAUCCAAAGUAAAGCGUUCAGUGAGGAUGUGCGGGGAAUGUGAGCCUUGCAGGAGGACUGAAGACUGUGCUCAGUGUGAUUUCUGCAAGGACAUGAAGAAGUUUGGAGGCCCCAACAAAAUCAGACAGAAGUGCAGGUUCAGGCAAUGUGAAGUGCGAGCCAGGAAAAUGCUGCGUGUGAAGGAUGAGGAAUUCUCUCUGAGAGAAAGGAGGGACAAUUCCCACCACAGACGGAGGCGGUACUCUGAGGACUACGACAGCGAGGCAGAACUCUACCAGCAGUACAAGACGGCAGGACUGGACGACAGCAUGGCGUGGGCCAGUGAGGACGAAGACGAGGUGCCCUUCAGUCCUGUCAUGCGUAAGAAAGCUAUAAAGGUGAAGCAUGUCAAGAGACGAGAAAAGAAGUUUGAGAAGAAAAAGGAGUCACGUCGCCACAAGCAGAAGCAGAAGCACAAAGACAGAAGCAGGCACAGCGAGAGGGGGGAUUUGCGAGAUAGCGGAGGUCAGCGUCAGUGCCUGGGACCGAACUGUGUGGAGGGAGCAAGACCCAACUCCAAAUACUGCUCUGAGGACUGCGGCAUGAAGUUGGCCGCCAACCGGAUCUAUGAGAUCCUCCCUCAGCGUAUCCAGCAGUGGCAGCAGAGCCCCUGCAUUGCCGAGGAACACGGUAAGAAGCAGCUGGAGCGGAUACGCCGGGAACAGCAGAACGCCCGGCUCCGCCUCACCGAGAUGGAGCGACGCUUCCACGAACUGGAGGGCAUCAUCGCCAAAGCGAAGCAGCAGGCGGUUCAGCAGGACGAGGAGGUAAAUGAAGGCGACAGCGAGGACACAGAUCUGCAGAUCUUCUGCGUGUCUUGUAGUCACCCGAUCAAUCCAAAAGUGGCACUCAGACAUAUGGAGAGAUGCUAUGCAAAGUAUGAGAGCCAGACCUCCUUCGGGUCAAUGUACCCUACAAGGAUAGAAGGCGCAACCAGGCUCUUCUGUGAUGUGUACAACCCACAAAGCAAGACAUAUUGCAAGAGGCUUCAGGUUUUGUGUCCAGAGCAUUCCAGAGAUCCAAAGGUGCCUGUGGAUGAGGUGUGUGGGUGCCCUCUAGUGAAGAAUGUGUUUGAGCUGACAGGAGAAUAUUGCAGAGUCUCCAAAAGGAAGUGCAACAAACAUUACAACUGGGAAAAGCUCAGGAGAGCCGAGGUGGACUUGGAGCGUGUCAGGGUGUGGUACAAGCUGGACGAGCUCUUUGAACAGGAACGUAAUGUCAGGACUGCUAUGACCAACAGAGCUGGUCUCCUCGCUCUGAUGUUGCACCAAACUAUUCAGCACGACCCGUUGACGACCGAUCUCCGUAGCAACAAGGAUAGGUAGUCAACUCUGCUACUGUUGGAUCUGUGGAUCACUGUAUAUUUGGGAUGCACCAAUUGUCAAAUUUUGGACUUCUUGUUUUUUUUUACGUUUGAUUCCAUAAUGUGUUUCAGGGAAACAAAGAAAUCUUCAUGAUUUCUUUUUCUUUAAAUUUUAAACAGAAACAUCACCCACCGCAAUCAGUAAAUGUGUCAUUUGCCAGGCAGAACAGCUGGAAUUAACAUGUUGGUGCACCCGUACUUUACAUAACAUGAGUUUUGAGAAGUAAGGGGUAUAAACAUUAACAACCAAUUUUAUGGAGGCUGAUUUUCUAACUAGAUAAUUAUUUUAAAAAUGUGUGUAUGAUAAUAUAUAUUUUCCUGAUAGUAGUAGAUGAACUACUGCUGAUUGAAAACUGCUCUUUUUUUAUGUUUACCCUGAAUAAACACCUGAAACCUGUUGUGUAUGA
Messenger RNA from Oreochromis aureus, 2393 nucleotides. RefSeq names its product CXXC finger protein 1b (gene cxxc1b). Gene Ontology annotation, molecular function: DNA binding; zinc ion binding. The record is from RefSeq and is a predicted model, not a curated record. Gene Ontology annotation, biological process: positive regulation of DNA-templated transcription. Gene Ontology annotation, cellular component: Set1C/COMPASS complex. The transcript has 14 exons. NCBI's taxonomy places the organism in Eukaryota, Metazoa, Chordata, Actinopteri, Cichliformes, Cichlidae. The coding region runs from base 236 to 1948 and encodes 570 amino acids.